Harpegnathos saltator (Jerdon's jumping ant) is the source of this 6236-nucleotide messenger RNA. RefSeq names its product heterogeneous nuclear ribonucleoprotein L (gene sm). Gene Ontology annotation, molecular function: RNA binding. The transcript has 11 exons. The coding region runs from base 463 to 1902 and encodes 479 amino acids. The record is from RefSeq and is a predicted model, not a curated record. Gene Ontology annotation, cellular component: nucleus. Gene Ontology annotation, biological process: mRNA processing. NCBI's taxonomy places the organism in Eukaryota, Metazoa, Arthropoda, Insecta, Hymenoptera, Formicidae.
CGUGCAGCGCCACCGUACCGGUAGAGCGCGUCACGGUAGCCGGUGCUAGCUCGCAGGAAGCGUUGACGUUCGUCGUCUUGUCCGGCGAGAUCCAGUUCACUUUAAGCCGCUCUCGCGUGUUUGUCUGUUCUCGUCGCGUCGUGCGUCCUACCUACCGAUUAUUUUCUCCUCCUCCCCCCUCCCCUCGCCCGCGUGUACAAAAUCGUCGGUACGGUGUAGCAAGAAACCGCGCGGGUACUACAUAUAACACGCUCGUGUCGUCGUUGUCGUCGUCGCCGUCGUCGUCGUUGUCGUCGUCGUCGUCGUCGUCGUCGUUGUCGUCGUCGUCAACGUCGCCGCUGCCGCCGCCGUCGCCGCCGUCGCCGCCGUCGUGGUCAUCGUGGUCGUCGUGAUCGUCGCAGCACCGAGUGGCUCCUGGAGUGAGUACUGGAUUUUGACGCAUCGUUCGGUGCAACGUCCAGGAUGGCGUUCAAUGGAGACGGUCCACAUUCUAAGAGACAGCGGCUCGAGGAAUCUGGACACAGGAAUCACGAGUACGGCGCGUAUGGGGACGAGCCACGUCGUAAACGAGAAGACAAUAACAAGCCGAACCACGUACUACUCUUCACAAUUAUCAAUCCAGUAUACCCCAUCACUGUGGAAGUGUUGCACGCGAUUACGGCGAACACCGGGCAGGUGCAGCGCAUCGUGAUCUUCAAGAAAAACGGCGUGCAAGCCAUGAUAGAGUUCGACUCGGUCGAGUCAGCCACCAGAGUGAAAGAGGCGCUUCACGGUGCGGACAUUUAUUCUGGCUGCUGCACACUGAAAAUCGACUACGCGAAGCCGACGAAGCUCAACGUCUACAAGAACGAUGCCGAAAGCUGGGAUUACACGACGCCAACGUUGGGCUCGAACACACACAAAAACGACGCGACAGGAAAUGGAAGGCCCGCUCCCCUUUUGGCGGAACCAAGAUACGGCGCCGCGCCCCAGCCAUACGGUUCCACGCCACAGGUGACUUUCCCGCCGGGCGCCGGGCACGACCGUUACGAGGAGAACUUCAACGGGCCGGCGACGUACGCGGAGCCGUACGUCGAGCGUUACGGCAUCAAGAGCGACUUCAGCGGCCGCGAGCCGUUACAUCCUACGCCACCUCGGCCAGGUUACGUGCCCACUCUGGGUCAAACGCCGCCCUCCAGCACACAGGGCUCCGUCAUGAUGGUCUACGGCCUGCAGCCGGACAAAGUCAAUACCGACAAGCUGUUCAACCUGUUCUGCCUGUACGGCAACGUCACGAAGGUUAAGUUCUUGAAGACGAAGGAGGGAUGUGCCAUGAUUCAAAUGGGCGACAGUAUAGCUGUGGAGCGGUGUUUACAAAAUCUGAACAACGUCACGAUCGGGACGGAUGGCAGGCUGCAGCUCGCCUUCUCGAAGCAAGCUUUCCUUUCGGACGUCACCAACCCGUACAUUUUGCCUGACAAGACAGCGAGCUUCAAGGACUUUACAGGAAGCAAGAAUAACAGAUUCCUUAACCCGGCAAUGGCCAAUAAAAACAGGAUACAGCCACCUUCGAAGAUAGUCCACUUCUUCAACACCCCACCGGAUCUGACCGAGGAGACAGUCAAUCGCGUAUUCGUGGAGCGCGGUAUCGAGGCGCCGACGACGGUGAAGCUGUUCCCCCUCAAAUCCGAGAGAUCGUCGUCCGGACUGAUCGAGUUCAGUAGUGUCGGAGUUGCAGUCGCUGCUAUUAUGGAAUGCAACCACACAGCACUAGAAAAUAGCAACGGCAAGUUCCCCUACAUCAUGAAACUCUGCUUCUCGUCGUCGCGCACCAUACCCACAAGCUUCCCACCGAGCAGCGGUAGCGCGUCGAGCAAUUCCGCCGGUAAUGGCCACGUCAAAAUGCAGCAGGACUCGGAAUAGAACGGCGAGGUCCAGGGCCAGCAGCGUCAGCGUCAGCGCCAGCGCCCCUCUCUCGCCCUGCACCCGUUGUGUGCCCCGACGGGCACGGCCCUGCACCCCGCAGCCGCAGCGAUUACGCUAUCCCCGGUCCUACCGCCACCCGUACCGCCACCCUUACCGCCACCCACCUGCCUCCUGAUAGCCACUCCGACCCUCUAUCCGACCGUGCCGCCACCGCCGCCGCCUCCGUUGCCCACCUUCUGGCCCUACUGAGUGAGGCGGGCCCAACCGCCGGACCGGCGGCGGACCGGUGAGACUCGCGCGCACAUCGACGAGAUCGAGCGACGCGCCUUCCGAGGACACGGAACCAGCCCAGACAUCGUACGAUACACCGAACUCGUCCCUGCGCGUCGUGUCGUGACCACGCACCUCGCUCGGGACCGGACGCGACGAGCGAUGCGGGAACGAUGACGACGGCGGGGUUGCCCUCGUGAUGCCUACCCCACACGAGAGCGUGUGCCAGCCGCACGAGGCCGCCGAGACUCCGAGUCGUCGUCGCCGACGACGCUCUGUGUACUGUCUCUCGCGGCCGCGCGCCCUCGACCUCGCGGUUCCCGCGCUGUGUGACACCUGCCACGGGGAUCCUCCGAUUUUUGCGGUGCAGUGUGUUGCGGCUGAGCGCGCGCUGAUGGUGCUCUGGUGUGUCGAUCGUCGGCGUUGGGAGGGGGGGGAUGCUUGUUGUCGUCAGUGGGGGUAUACACACACACCACAGGCUGUCGGACACGGGAGCCCGGCGUUCGCGGAGUUGCGGGGUGGUGAGUGCUGCACAGGAGAUGUAUGCGUGUCUGUGUGUGUGUGUGUCUGUGUGUGUGUGUGUGUGUGUGCGUGUGUAUGUGUAUGUGUAUGCCUGUGUGUGUGGGGGUGUGUGCGGAGGUUUAUGUGUGUAUGUGUGAACACGGUGUCGGGCUCGCAGGCUGUCGCGAGCGCAGCAAAGCGGCAAAAUCUCGACGGAGUCGAAGGGUUCUUCGCGACGACGCAUGAUGAUGCCUAGCGGCAUCUCGGGGAAGCGCGCAACGGGUGCGGCUCAUGUGGCCAAAGCGGCACUUGAUGUCGCGCGCCUUGCUUCUCGGAGGUACCUGGAAACAGCUCGGAGACCGGCGGCCUCCGGCGCGCAUACAUAUCAAGGGCAAGGAAAAGACAAAUCGGCGGCGUGCUUCGCAAGGAACUACGCGCGUGCGCGGACUUGGGAUCUCACUCACGGAGGAGGGGUUCACGAGGUGCCUCAGAGGGACGGCGGCAACCGCCUGAAGGGAAGCAGAGCCAACGGGGAAGGACAAACAAACGGCCCGAAAGUGUCGGUCGACUCUUGCAUGAUGAUUCGAAGGAGCUGGCAAUUUUCUCGGGGAAGAAGAAAAAAGGGGGCUUUGCAAUAGAGGAGACGCUUCUUCUAGAACGAGGAACGAGAACUUGGAACUCCAUCGACGAAGGAGGAUGGAUAUGCAACUCGAAGAUGCAACUGCUUCUUCUCAAGAGGGGAACGAGAGCGACGGCUCGCCGAGAGAGUCCCAAACUUUCCGGGGUGGAGCGGUCGUUCGAGGAAGUUGGAACCCCAUAAGAGGACAUGCAGGACUCUGCUGAUUCUAUCAAAGGGAACGAUCGAAGCGAGAGAAAAUAACUUACCGAGACGGCUGGAGAAGGACGACGGGAACCCAUCGGAAAUGAAUCGAACCAGGUGGAGGAAUCCCUUUGACAACGAGACGACGCGAGGACGCAGUUUAGCUUCUUCGGAAAGGCAGUCGGGUCUUUCGGAGGAGAGGCAGCACGAUGAUCCGGAAGACCGCUGAAUCUCCUCAGAGGGUGCGGCGUUUGGUAAAUUCUUUGACCGGAAUUCUUCAGCGAGACUGGAGCAAAUCCGCACGAAGUGUCCAUUCUACAUGUGAUUGUCGGCGAAGCGCGCAAGGAGGCGUUGCUCCCGCGAAGCCUCUCUCGUUAGGAUACGAGGGCGUCCCAGCUGUCCUUCUCACGGUCGCCCUCGCGAGACGCUUCCUCACGUUUGUGCGUUCGCUCGUUCGAGAUCGAUCGCUCGUUUUUAAUUUGCUCGUCCUAUCGUUCGCUCGCGCCUCGCGCUCGACUCACCGGAAACGCGCAUGGACACACGUGACACAUUUUACCCUCAAGCCGAGCCACCAGCGCUCCUCGACGACCAUAUUUUGUGGGAUCCAAUAAUGAACCGGAGAUUUCUCAACGACCACUUAAUUAACACACACUCACAGACACACGUACACGUACGGGACACAAUUAGGAAAAGAGCGAUUCGGGAAGAUCCGAAUCGGCUUUGCGCCACGAGAACAAACUGUCGUACGACCUGCGCAGGGAGCGCAGAGAGCAUUCGCUUUUGAAGGUCAACGCCGCCGCUCCAUUCGUCGUCGUGAUUACGCAACGGCCCGCGGCAAGCGUCGCGCCGUUUCCUUUGUAUGUUUGCCGUACAACGCGCGACCCAACACCGCGUGUGCUUCUGUAACGUCAACGUUCAACUUUGUGUUGAAGCACGCAUACACACACACACACACCCAGCCAGCCAGCCAGCCAGCCAGCCACUCAGCCACCUACACAUGCACACACUCGUACAUAAACACAUAUAUACAUGUACACACACAGCAAAUCGGGCAAAUUGUUCCUCCGGCUGGAGAGGAGCGAUUUCCCCUCCCCGUGGAACGAUAAGUCUCUUUUUCUGAUUUUAAAAUUGACAUAUUUUAAACGAACUGAGGAAUUCGUCCGCAACAACACGGUAAUUCGCGGGUGGAGCGACAACUUUUCACACGUGGGGCAUGUAGCUCUAUUUUUUUCGCGGCUUUUUGAAACUUGUUCAUCUCUCUCUCUCUCUCUCUCUCUCUCUCUCUUCCUUUCUCGGCGACAUUGUCGUCUAGAAAAGAAUGUGAGAACCUUUUAAUUGGGGCCAUUUUAACCGAAACCUAUAAAUAAAGUCUAAUCUAGGAUUCUUAUAUAUUUUUUUUUUUUUUUUGGGCUCCAGUCGCUUAGCGUGUUGUUGCUUGAAAUCUGUUUAAUUAAAGAGCAUAACUUCUAAUAUAAUAGCGAUAAGAUAUUGCGUUUCUUCCCCGCGUUAGAAUAAGACAUUUUAGAGCUAUGAGAAGUAAAAAGAGGAAGAAGGAAGAAAAAAGUGGCAAGGAUAAUUUCUUAAAAGAUAGCAUAUGUCUUUCUGACAGAUUAAGAGAGAGUUGCAAAUUGUAUCCUUCGGAAAUUUGUCUCGAGUGAAGAGCUUCAACGUUUUUCUCAAAAUGGCGGACGAAAAGAGAGACGCCAUUACGAAUCAACGAGACGCCUCUGCCCGAAGAAUAAUCGACGAAUUUGAGUAAUGAUUUCUUUUUUAAAUUUCAAAGACAUCCGGAUUUAUAUCCACUAGCCGGAUAAGGAUUAAUUUUACGAUUGGUUACGAGAGGGAACUCUGCAUAUCUGCAAGUUUUUACGCCGAGCAGCAAGGUGAGUGUUUCGAUUUGCGUUUCGGUUUUCGUUGCGCGAGGCUACGUCGCGGACCUUAAAGGUUAAACAAUAAAAGUCGUCUAGACUGCUAUCAAUUAAGAGGAUUAAGUCGUUUCCACUGUACCCCCCCCCCCCCACUUUACACCCUCCGCUUCUCCAGUCAAAUAAACGAACGAAGGAAUCCUCCCAAAAGCUGUAGUGUUCAGGUUGCGACGAUGACAUGUCACAGUGUCCGCACGUUCGCGUGCGGGCGAGCGAGGCAAAAGAAAGAAGAAGAGAAAAACGGAAAACAAUCACACACGACAAAGUGAACGCACCACGCCCGACGAGCGCCGUGGCACUCCUUUACAACACUUUUGAUCAGAUCGCGCAUUCUGCAAAAACUGAAUUUUAUAUAUUGAAACAAACAAACAAAAAAAAAGGAAACAAAACAAACAAUAAGGAAGAAUGAAAUCGGCGACACACUCACACUCACACGCACACAUUACAUAUGCACAUGCACACAGACAUACGAUAUACGAACGCACGCACGCGUACAUAGACCCACACAGAGACACGGUACACACGACACCUACACGCAUACGUACACACCUCUACACACGAUAUAUUAGUGUCCCUCGGCAAUAUUUUGUCGGGCCGAGAGGCGUUUUUAUAAGAAUGGUUUUAGAUCUCCGAACAAAUUUUGCGAUGCGAACCAAACGACUAACUAAACUAAAAAUAAUAUAGACUUUGACUCGGCCAUACGUAAACGUAAGAUAAUAAAAGGGCCGAACGCGCGCCCUUUUGAGAGAUUGCGUGAGAUGAAUAUACCCGCCAUGUUUUGUCCAUUGCCCGUGAGAGAAAGAGAGAGAGAGAGA